AUGGGUGAUCAUGUAGGGAGAGCCCGCGAUGGUCUCUACGAACCAGUCCUCGCCGAUAGCGAAAGAGAAGCCGUUGCCGACCUUCUCCAGUAUCUCGAAAACCGGGGUGAAACCGAUUUCUUCUCAGGCGAACCCCUUCGAGCUCUCAGCACCCUCGUCUUCUCCGAAAACAUCGACUUGCAACGGAGCGCAAGCCUGACUUUUGCCGAAAUCACAGAGCGAGAUGUUCGCGAGGUCGAUCGUGAUACUCUCGAACCGAUCCUCUUCCUCUUGCAAAGCCCCGAUAUUGAGGUGCAGCGUGCCGCCAGCGCGGCGCUAGGAAAUCUCGCGGUCAACACCGAAAACAAGGUUCUGAUUGUCCAGCUCGGCGGACUCACGCCACUCAUUAGGCAAAUGUUGUCGCCGAAUGUUGAGGUACAGUGCAACGCAGUUGGAUGUAUCACAAAUUUGGCCACACAUGAGGAGAACAAGGCGAAGAUUGCGCGCUCUGGCGCCUUGGGUCCUCUGACGAGGCUGGCAAAGACGAUAGACGAGAACCGCCAGCAACUCGUUAACGCCGGCGCAAUUCCGGUUCUUGUCCAGCUUCUCUCUUCAUCUGACGUCGACGUCCAGUACUACUGCACGACGGCUCUCAGCAACAUUGCAGUCGAUGCUAACAACCGACGCAAACUUGCCCAGACUGAGUCCAAGCUCGUCUCGUCGCUGGUCACGCUUAUGGAUUCAUCAUCACCUAAGGUUCAGUGCCAGGCAGCGCUCGCUCUUCGCAACCUUGCUUCUGACGAGAAGUACCAACUCGAUAUUGUGCGAUCAAACGGUCUCGCGCCUUUGCUUCGACUCCUGUCUUCAUCCUACCUCCCCUUAAUUCUUUCGGCCGUCGCCUGCAUACGAAACAUCUCGAUCCACCCCCUCAAUGAGUCGCCCAUCAUUGAAGCCGGUUUCCUGAAGCCCCUUGUCGACUUAUUGGGCUCUACCGAGAACGAAGAGAUCCAGUGCCACGCCAUCUCAACCCUUAGGAACCUCGCUGCCAGCUCUGAUCGUAACAAGGCCCUCGUCCUUGAUGCCGGCGCAGUUCAAAAGUGCAAGCAGCUCGUCCUCGAUGUGCCGGUUACCGUUCAGUCCGAGAUGACCGCUGCGAUUGCUGUUUUGGCUCUUAGCGAUGAGCUCAAGUCUCAUCUUCUCAACCUCGGCGUCUUUGAAGUUCUUAUUCCUCUCACUCAUUCACCUAGCAUCGAAGUCCAGGGCAACAGCGCUGCAGCUCUUGGAAAUCUCUCUUCGAAAGUGGGAGACUACGCAGUCUUCGUUCAGGAUUGGAAAGAACCCAACGGCGGUAUCCACGGAUACUUGACAAGAUUCCUCCAGAGCGGCGAUGCUACGUUCCAGCACAUAGCAAUCUGGACUUUGCUUCAGUUGCUCGAGUCCGAGGACAAAAACCUCAUUCAGUUAAUUGGCCAAGCACAAGACAUUGUUGAUCAGAUCAAGGAGAUCGCCAACCGUCAGAUCGAGCCGGACAACGAAUUCGAAGACGACGAUGAAGGCGAAGUUGUCAACUUAGCACAGCGGUGUCUCGAGCUUCUUGGCCAGAGCGGCUCGAAGUCUCACAUUGAAGGUUAA
Colletotrichum lupini is the source of this 1611-nucleotide messenger RNA. Its product is annotated as vacuolar protein 8. The coding region runs from base 1 to 1611 and encodes 536 amino acids. Gene Ontology annotation, biological process: nucleus-vacuole junction assembly; vacuole inheritance. Gene Ontology annotation, cellular component: fungal-type vacuole membrane. Gene Ontology annotation, molecular function: protein-membrane adaptor activity; protein binding. The transcript has 6 exons. The record is from RefSeq and is a predicted model, not a curated record. Lineage: Eukaryota; Fungi; Ascomycota; Sordariomycetes; Glomerellales; Glomerellaceae.